Phanerochaete carnosa HHB-10118-sp is the source of this 778-nucleotide messenger RNA. RefSeq lists its product as uncharacterized. Lineage: Eukaryota; Fungi; Basidiomycota; Agaricomycetes; Polyporales; Phanerochaetaceae. Gene Ontology annotation, molecular function: zinc ion binding; pre-mRNA 5'-splice site binding. Gene Ontology annotation, biological process: mRNA splicing, via spliceosome; mRNA 5'-splice site recognition; spliceosomal snRNP assembly. The record is from RefSeq and is a predicted model, not a curated record. Gene Ontology annotation, cellular component: U1 snRNP; nucleus. The transcript has 6 exons. Bases 5 to 610 code for a protein of 201 amino acids.
CACCAUGCCAAAACACUACUGCGACUACUGUGAUGUUUUUCUGACUCAUGACUCGGCCUCAGUCCGCAAAGCCCAUAACAGCGGUAGGAACCACCUUGCGAACGUUAGGGACUACUAUGCUUCCCUAGGACAUGAUAAAGCACAGAGUAUCAUCGACCAGAUCACGGCUGCCUACGAGUCAAGCGGAGGCCCUCCUCCUGGUGGCUUUGGCUUUGGCCCACAGCAUCUCGCACCCGUUCCUGGCGGUUUUGGCGGCCCGCCGGGGAUGCCUUUCCCUCCUCCACCAUUCCCAGGAGGCCGUCCGCCCUUCCCGCCAGGUAUGCCUCCUCCAGGUAUGAUGCCUCCAGGUGCGCCGCCUUUCCUCCCUCCACCUGGAAUGGGCCCACCGCCUCCAGGUAUGCCAGGUUUCCCGCCCAACGGUAUACCACCUUUCCCUCCGGCGAACGUGAAUGGUCCUCCCGGUGGUCCCCCACCCCCUGGAGGGCCUCCAUUCCCCCCUAACGGUAACUUCCUUCCUCCGGGCCAGGGUCCCCCUCCACCGGCGGGACCUGGCGGUAUCCAUCCUGAUAGGCUGAGAAUGAUGGGGGGUGGUCCGCCUGGUGGUAUGUAAAAGUGAGCAUUACCUGUUGACCGUCUGCCCGGAAUCUUCUGGCGCUUCUGCACAGGUCCAGGUUUUGUAUGUACCAGCUUUCUUUCCAAUUCAUUGCCCGUUGCUGUGUUGUAUGAGUGCGGCGAGUGGUGUCAUAAGUAUAAUAUACCCAUGUUCGAGGAUUCCACU